Molecule: messenger RNA, 780 nt
Organism: Macrosiphum euphorbiae (potato aphid)
Lineage: Eukaryota; Metazoa; Arthropoda; Insecta; Hemiptera; Aphididae
Source: the annotation of a GenBank genome assembly
AUGAAUGAGUUUUGGAGUCGUCGUACUUGUGUCAUUCUUACUGGCGCUAGCAAAGGAAUAGGACAGUGUUUGGCUGUAGAAAUUGGUAAACUAUUGGUCCCAGAGUCAACCAUUGUUCUUAUGGCUAGAGAUACAAAUGGUCUGGAAAAAACCAAAGAAAUGGUGAACAAAGAAAACAGUGACAUUUUAGUAGAAUAUUAUAGCGUGGAUUUAUAUAACUCUAACGCAACAAUGUUUGAAAAAAUUUUUGAACCUAUCGAUUCGACAAAGUACGAAUUAUUUUUAUUAAUUCAUAAUGCUGGGUCAGUUGGUAAUCUGGAUCAUCUUGCAGCUGACAUGAAUGAUCCUGACGAGUGGAACAAAUACAUGUUGUUGAAUUUAUAUUCAGUAACCUGUUUAACAAGUGUAUUUUUAUCUAAGUUCAAUUCAGAUACUGCUGAAAGAUGCAUUGUCAACAUUACUUCAUUAUUAGGGAUUGAACCAUUUAAAUCAGUUGGAUAUUAUUGUGUUGGAAAAGCUAGUAGAGAAAUGUAUUUCCGUGUAUUGGCUUUAGAAAAUCCUACAUUGAACAUUCUUAGCUAUUCUCCAGGCCCCGUGUUGACCGAUAUGUAUACAAAUAUUAGUUUGAAUUCAAAAGAUGAAGUUGUACGUGAACAAUUUACAAAUGGACAGCAAAAACAAUAUAUUGUGAAAGUAGAAGACACUUGCCAAAAACUAGUGAACACAUUAGCUAUGAGAAGUUAUAAAACUGGUGGUAGAGUUGAUUAUUAUGAUAGAUAA